Haemorhous mexicanus (house finch) is the source of this 3179-nucleotide messenger RNA. RefSeq names its product KTI12 chromatin associated homolog (gene KTI12). The coding region runs from base 1273 to 2247 and encodes 324 amino acids. The record is from RefSeq and is a predicted model, not a curated record. NCBI's taxonomy places the organism in Eukaryota, Metazoa, Chordata, Aves, Passeriformes, Fringillidae. The transcript has a single exon.
GCUAGUUUUAAAUACAGACAUUUGUCUUCACAAGCAUUCACAACGAUUCUACUUCAGCCCUAAAUUUAACCACAGAAAAGAGUUUCUAUUAACAAAAAUGAGGAUGGUUUAGGAGACUCUUCAGGUUAUUGAAGAGAAAAUACAGAGUUUUUUCCUACAGUUUAUUGAAGAGAAAAUACAGAGUUUUGUUAACUUUGCUAAGGCACCACCUAGGUUUAAUCACUGCAGUCUAAUUCAAUGAUUGAAGCCCUAGCAUGUCCUUGAAAUAAGAAAAUAUUUAUUUAUCACAGUAAAGAAAUAUAUGGUUCUCAAACACACAAAUACAAGUGUAAGUGGUGCUCAAUGCCCUUAAACUCAGCAGUGCUAAGAGCUCCCCUAAAAGUCCUUGUGCCUGUAUAGAUGAGGCCUCAGCAUGAGGUAUUUUGUUUCCAUCUGCAGCAAAAAUCUGGAAGUUUCAAAUUAUAGUGAACUGACAGAACCUGGUUUGGGCUAAGCUUAAAUUCUACAAAGAACAAUGUCUCUAUGCAAAAUGACAUCUUGACUUUCUCUUCUCAGAGUUUCUUCUGCUUUUUGUUAAAAUCCAAGAAGGAGAAUGGCAUGCUUAUAAAUUCUACUUGCAUUUUAACUUUAUAACCUAGAUCUGACAAUGCUGACAUGAGCAGAAAUUACUCAUGCCUUCCAGUUUGCUGUUUAAUUUAGCUCUGCUCUCAAACGGAUCCAUCUGGCAAGUUCUACACUCCAGUGCAGACAUUGAAUUAACCCAGAUGGUACACUUCAGAAGUCUUACAAGUUUUUGUAACUUGAUACUUUAGCAUUUUUGAAAAAAAAAAAAAGUAGAUUAUUUCAGUUUUUACGGUUAUAAUUGUAGCAGCAGCAGAGGAAGCUUUAAAAUGAGACAGAAGAGGGUGGGAGGGAUGGCAAGGUCUGAGCUCUCAGGUUUAGGCAGGAUUAGUGCUCCUGCUCAAAAAGAUCCUGCAGCAAGGGAUGGAAUGGGUGUGAACCACACUCUCCUUUCAUUGCCGAUGCACAUAUCUGCUUGCUGAUUUGAGUGCGGCAGCAUUUGAGUGUUAUUGAAUUGAAGGACUGGGAGAAACUACUAGUAGCAAAGAAAAUAUAAACCUAAAAGUACUUAUUUUUUUCUAAGUCUGACCAUAAAUUAGGAGAUGUAAAAUUACAUAAAAUUAUCUGGAAUGCAUCACGUGAGAUGCACCAGAGCCGGUGGUCUAGGAAGUUUCAAACCUUUGAUUUCAAUUCUGUAAACUCCACAAUGUCAUGGGAUGCUGGGACUUCUCGGUUUUAUGUUCCCUGAGGGCGAGGGCGCGGUCCCUUCGUUUCAACAACUGCUGCGAUGGGGUUUUAAGCGGGACGCCUCGCAGAGCGCUGUCGCGGUGCCAGAGGCGUGCCGGAGCGCGGCGAUUCUCUCCGACCUGUCCCGGGCGCUCCGCGGGGCCGGGCGAGCUGUGGGUGUGCGUGCCCGACGGAAGCAGUCGCUCCACGUCCGGGUCGGGUGGCGCUGGCCCGGCGAUGCCGCUGGUGGUGCUGUGCGGGCGGCCCGGCAGCGGCAAGAGCCGGCGGGCGGCCGAGCUGCGGGAGGCGCUGGGCGGCCCGGAGCGGGCGGCGCACGUCGUGACCCAGGCGGAGGGCGGCCGGGCGGCGCUGCGGGCCGAGGUGGAGCGGCGGCUGAGCCGGCGGGACGUGGUGAUCGUGGACGCGGGCAACGAGCUGCGGAGCAUCCGCUACGAGCUGUACUGCGCGGCGCGGCAGGCGGGCACGCCGCGCUGCCUCCUGCACUGCGCCGGCGGCGCGGGCGGCCCCGACGAGCCGCCCUUCGAGGAGCCCGACCCGAGCUGCCGCUGGGACCGGCCGCUGUUCACGGUGCGCGGGGAGGAGCCGCUGCCGCUGGGCGCCAUCCGCGCCGCGCUGUUCGAGAGCGCCGCGCCGCCGCCGCACCGCGCCACCCGCACGCAGCCGCUGCAGUCCUGCGGCUUCCUGCACCAGCUGGACCGCGUCACCCAGGACGUGCUGGCCGCCGUGCUGGCCGCGCAGAGGAGCGGGGCACAGCCCGGGGAGACCAUCCGCGUCCCCGGCGUGGCCGAGGGGCUGGUGCUGAGCCGGCCCGUCAGCGUGGCCGAGCUGAGCCGGCUGCGGAGGCAGUUCAUCAGCUACACCAAGAUGCAGCCCAGCGAUGAAAACUUGCCCCAGCUGGCCAGCAUGUUCCUGCAAUACCUGAGCCGCAGCAUCCAGUGAAGUGUCACCUGUGCCUCCCAGCAGGGGCGGUGGUCCGGCCCCGAAGUACUCGCAGCAAUGUGUCUUGAGGCACAGACCCUGCAGAGCCCGGCUCCCACCUGUCGGGGAUCGGAUCACUGGGCAGCAGCAGCUCUGAGAAGGUGGACGCCGUGUCCCUGCAGCAGCCGAGCCAGCUGCAUUGCUGGGGGAUCUCCAGGGAAGCAGUUCCUCAGCCCUGCCUUCUCCCCACUGGCAUCUUGCAAAAAGGAGAGCUGCUGGCGCGUCCCCAAGCAAGUGAAGUCUUCUGUGGAGAUGCAAACCCCAGUAAUCAAAUAGUGUGAUGUGAAAGUGUAAAAGGUGAUGACUGUAGGGAAGACUUUUUCCCUCCACAUUGGCAUAUGUGUGCCUGGAAUAAGAUUGUUGUUCUAGAGCUGCCACCAGAUGAUGUCAAACUGCAGAAGAGACUUCAGGUCCAGAACUGGAACAGGCUGUAUUUUUAGGAUGUGACUGUUUCAAAAAAAUCUGACUGACCCAAGAGAGAUUUUCAACUCUGCACUGCAAAAGGGUGCUGGCUUAACAGACUCAAACUUCUCUGUUUCGGGUCUAAUAAUAAAAUGUGUGCCUUAAAUGGAGUAAAGUCUUAAUUUACCUGCAGGACUAUUUAACUGAAAAAACUUGGUCAUGUCUUUUUUCUUCAAGGUCAUUAUACAGCCUUAAAACCAUCAUUUUACACCCUUAAAAACACAAAUUGCUUAAGAAUGAGUGCUGUCAUAGGAAAAAUGAGCUAAAAUGACAGAAAUAUUUAUUUCUGUUCUGUGUGAAACUCAAAAGUCUGUACUGGCUGUGAUGGGUAGCUAAGUUUCCAACAAUUUUGGGUACAGCUUAUAUAAACUUCUCACUUUUUGAUGGAUGCUUCAUUCUUCAUUCUAAUAAAUGGUGGCUUUUGGUUUUAA